AUGAGGAGUUUCAGAAUGAAAAAGACUAACGCGAUCUCAGCGCAGUCUUCUCCUACAAGCUUCUCGCCUCGUCUGAGUUAUGCGUCCUUUGAGAAUACCACUUUGUUCUUGGCCCAACAUAAAGACACACAACAGUUGUGCUCUGCUAGAAAAAUUGCGGACGAGUUCACAAUGAAGAUGUCGGAGAUGAUAGAAGAGAUAGAGUCUGGGAUACUGUCCUUUCUGAAAGUCGAUAAUAAGAGCAUUGAAGAGAAGUACCCGUUUUUGAAUCAUCCGUUUGUCGAGGGAAAAACAUUUGAUAUCACAAACACCGAAUUUCCGAUUCCACAAGACUCUUUCAUCUUCGCUCUGCGUUUCUUCCACCUCGCGAAAACAUUUUUCAGGCUCCUCAAAAUUGAUAAAAGCUUUCCACUGUGUUACUCAGCUUUCCCAUAUACCGCGUCACUCAGAUCAUUCUUCGCUUAUUUUAAACAUAACAAUAUGAUCACUAAAAGUGGCGAAGAAAAGGAAAAACAUUACUUUUUCAAUUUGACAGACAAAAUCAUGUUACUCUUUUUCGAACGAAAUGUUGUGUACCUGAGACUCCUCAUGAACGAAUACAACGAGUUUGUCGAUACACAAGAAACACUCUUGAGGAUACAAAAAUGCAAAAGCCCACGAGACUACUUUCCCCACGAAAAGUUGAUCAACACAAACGAAUUUUACUCGUACGACUUUUACGCAAAAGAGGCGUGGGACGUCUCAAACCAAAUUUGUUUGAUAUGUGGGACACUUGAAACUCUCCGCCAGAUUAAAAAAUGGAAAGACCGGAACGUGAUUGAAAAGCGUGAAGACAUCGAUGCGAUAAUUGCCGCAAUAAAACUGAAUAAGUGGAAUUUGUUGAAAAAGGGUAGAGUGUUGAUCGAAGGCACAAACAUCUUUGGCCCGUUUUGUGUUGGCGGGGAACUACUGUUGUUUGAUGGUGGCGUCUUACUCUUUGAGACCAAGGAGGAGAACGUUGAAUACCGAGGAUGGUCGCCUAUUGAAAACAUCACAACCGAUCAAAUUAAACCAUUUAAAAUAUUUAACAAUGAAAACCAGUGUUCCAGUUUAGUGUUGACCCUCAACGAAGGCAUUGCCAAAAUAAUUGGAACGUUCGAAGACUUGAAAGAUUGGUUAACUGCGAUCGAAUCUUUGGUGAAGAAGUUUAAAGUGAACAAAGACCAAACCCUGUCUUUGGGUGGAAACACUGUGAUUAGAAGGUCAAGAAAGUUUUCGUUUGCUACGCCAAGAACUUCAAUAUCAUCAAAAGUGUCGCAAACACUGAGUUGUGGCGACUUUAUAUUAAACAGUGAGAUUUACGAAAAUAUCACCAAAAUGAUUCAAAUGGGGUUUCUCUGUACUACUCAGGAACAAAAAAAGAAGGUUGAAAGUUUACUUUCACAGAUUGAUAAAUUGCUUGACAAAAAAUCCAAAAUCCUUGGCAAAGAUACAUUAGCACCAUUCGUAAAUAUCAAGUCAAAAGACCCACAAAGUAUAAAAAUCGUGCUAGACUCUAUUUUCGACAUGAAAAACAACAAGGAGAAUUUGAUCAUUGUAUACUUACUCCUAUUGUUAGUAUACCAAAACUACACAACACUCAAAGAAAGUAAUUACCCAGAACAAUCUUUACUUAUCAAUGAUAAACUGAACAUCACCAAGCUUGUACAUCACAUUUCAAAGAGAAUUGGAGACAAAGACGCAACAGACAACUUCUGUUUUGUCCUUGAAAAAUUCCCACAUAUCAUCUCAGGAGUCAAGAACAUCUUUGGUGAGAACUUGAUUACACCACUCAUGCUUUUGAAAACACAAAAAGCAGACUAUAUAACGACAGUCAACCACAAAGUUUACAUCGCCAAUUCCGAAGGGCAAAUUGAAAUUAGAGAUUUUGAUGGAUUUUUGCUAAUUCGACAUAAGAUAGAUGAAGGAGUGAUUCAAAUAACAGGAUGUAAAGAGUGUGUAUUGGCGCUCACCAAAACAAAGAUGUACAAAAUCGGAGAGACUGUAAACAAGAUAAACAGUGAGCCGUGUGACUCAUUUUUACAUCACAAUAAUUUCUUCUUUAUGGUAUACCCCUCGAAAAUCGGGUUUUACACUGUCGACUUAAACCCCACAAAAGAGCGAAAUGUUGUUCUGAAAAACCCGAGAUGUGUAUUGGGUAGUUCCGACACUGUCGUGGUAGUGUGUAUUUACGAUAACUUGUAUCGUGUCAUUACUAUAGACCAAAAUUUGGAGUUUACUGAGAUUGAGGAAUUGGUAAACAACGAGGAGCCUACGUUCUUAACAAGUGCGCUUGAUUUUGUCUAUGUUGGGACAAUCACGGGACGUGUUUUACAGUACAUGGGCGGUGUUCUUAUAAUGGAGAAGAUGUUGAUGUGUGGUAAGAUCAAUGGUAUCCAGUGUAUGGGCCGCUUUUUGUUUGUCUUUGGUGAUGAGGUUCCAGUCACGAUAUUAUACGAGAAAGGACUUGUUGUUCUUUACAUGUCUUCUCUUUUGGGGUUUGAAAAAGUGCGGUGUUGCAAGGGGAGUGCUGACAAGCGAGUUGUGUCUCUGUGUGGAGGGAUGCGCCAAACCUUUGUUGCAAAUCGGAAAACCUCCUCGUCUCGGAGUGUGACAAAUAAUUGUGUAAAGGAAAGAGUGUCAGAAUUUUUUGGAAUGACGCCAGAUGGCAAUUUAGGCAAGUUUUCAGGUAUAAACUUCCAUCGUAAAGAGGACAUUCUCAAAGACAAAAACGCAUUUGUUGUGAAAAGGCACAAACAUGUGUUUUACAGGAAACAGGUAUGUUGUGGGGUUUGUGAUAUGUGUAUGGGGGCUGUUGUUGGCAAUGUCAUCGGGUGUCGGUUGUGCUUUAAAACAUACCAUGAGGGGUGUGUCAAUGUAGCUGCGUUAUUUGACGAUUGUUUAAAUUGA
This is a messenger RNA of Entamoeba invadens IP1, 2928 nucleotides long. RefSeq lists its product as hypothetical. Lineage: Eukaryota; Evosea; Mastigamoebida; Endamoebidae. The transcript has 2 exons. The record is from RefSeq and is a predicted model, not a curated record. The coding region runs from base 1 to 2928 and encodes 975 amino acids.